AUGAAGCUGUUCUGCCUGUUGCUGCUGCUAGCUAGUUCCUCAGGUAGAGAAGAGUACCCCACUCUGCCCUCCCAGGCCCUUACCACAGCACCAAGCCCAACCGAGGCAAAGUCUCGCUUUGCCAUGCUGGAUGAUGUCCGUCUACUCGCAAACGGCCUCCUUCAACUAGGCCAGAGUUUACGGGAGUUUGUCCACAAGACCAAGGGCCAGAUCAACGACAUCUUCCAGAAGUUGAACAUUUUCGACCGCUCUUUCUACCAGCUCUCGGUGGUCACAUCUGAGAUCAAGGAGGAAGAGGAGGAGCUGAAGAAGACCACCAACUUCUUGAAGGCCAACAAUGAGGAGAUCAGGAAUCUGUCGCUGGAAAUAAACUCUAAGAUUAACGGCAUCCUUCAGGAGCGUACACAGCUGCAGAGCAAGGUGGGGAACCUCGAGGAGCGACUGAAGGGCCUGUCGCAGAGCAUUAUCCCUGCUGAGCAGCUUAGCGAAAUUACAACGCUCAAGGAAGUGAUUGAAUCUCAAGAAAAAACAAUCAUCAAUCUGCUGAAAGCUGUGCAGGAGCAGCAUGAUCAGCUUGACAACCAGAAAUCCAAGAUUAAAAACCUGGAGGACAAGCUAAACUAUGACAGCUUUCAAGAUACAGUCGAUAAGCCAAUGGGUUCAGACCCUGCAGCUCCUGAUAUGUUUGAAUAUCUGACAGGAAACACAACUGACCUGGACGUCAAUGACCUCCCCGUGGAUUGCAGUGAGUUGUUUAACAAAGGAGAGGCAAACAGUGGAAUCUAUGUUAUCAAGCCAAACCAAUCUGAGCCAUUCAACGUUUACUGUGAAAUGAGUUCAGAUGGGGGUUCAACUGUCAUCCAACGCAGGGUCGAUGAUUCAGAUUUUGACCAGACAUGGGACAAGUACGAUAAAGGCUUUGGAGAUCUGGAAAAAGACUUCUGGUUGGGCUUGAAGAAGAUCCAGAGCUUUACGGAGCAGGGACUUUACAUCCUGCGUAUUGAUGUGGAGGACUGGAAGGAGGUGAAGCACUGGGCUGAGUAUAGCUUCUCACUGGAGGGUCCCUCCAAGGGCUACACUCUUCAUAUCAGCCACUUCUCUGGUGACCUGCCUGAUGCCAUGGCCAACAGCACCGGCAUGAGAUUCUCCACAAAAGACAGAAAUGAUGACAACCACCGAAACGACAACUGUGCUCGCAGUUACACAGGUGGUUGGUGGUUCAAUGCUUGCGGAGAGAACAACCUCAACGGAAGGUAUUUGUGGUCGAGGGCAAAAGGACGCUCUAUGAGAAGGAAGGGCAUUCAUUGGAAGCCUGGCACAGGGCCCUCAUAUUCCCUCAAGAUGACCAAGAUGACAGUACGACCAGCUCUGACUGCUGAAAACUUCAACUGA
Molecule: messenger RNA, 1392 nt
Organism: Perca flavescens (yellow perch)
Lineage: Eukaryota; Metazoa; Chordata; Actinopteri; Perciformes; Percidae
Gene: angptl3
Product: angiopoietin-like 3
Exons: 7
Coding region: 1-1392 (463 amino acids)
Biological process (GO): triglyceride homeostasis; cholesterol homeostasis; phospholipid catabolic process
Source: RefSeq, a predicted model, not a curated record